Messenger RNA from Dipodomys spectabilis (banner-tailed kangaroo rat), 7226 nucleotides. RefSeq names its product HEAT repeat containing 5A (gene Heatr5a). The transcript is spliced from 36 exons. Lineage: Eukaryota; Metazoa; Chordata; Mammalia; Rodentia; Heteromyidae. The coding region runs from base 120 to 6224 and encodes 2034 amino acids. Gene Ontology annotation, biological process: intracellular protein localization; retrograde transport, endosome to Golgi; endocytosis. Gene Ontology annotation, cellular component: endocytic vesicle; Golgi apparatus; membrane. The record is from RefSeq and is a predicted model, not a curated record.
CGGCGCGCGCGUCCCGGGGCUUCCUCGCGGUGCUGGGGAGCAGAUUCUUUAUUCCUAUGUGUAUUGACCAAAGUUUAAUGAGAAGAACUGUGCCCAGCUAGGAGAAUUUGCUUCAAGAAAUGGAAUUAUCUCAUAGCUUAUUGCUGAAUGAAGAAGCGUGCAAUCAACUAGGUGAUGUUCAGAAGGCUGAGUUUAUUUUUGAGUGGUUGAGAUACUUGGAGAAGCUCUUGCUAGCAACCAGCAGGAAUGAUGUAAGGGAGAAACAGAAGACUCUUGUUGAACAGCUCCUAUCUUUGUUGAACAGCUCCCCAGGACCUCCUACUCGUAAACUCCUUGCUAAGAAUCUAGCCAUAAUUUAUAGUAUUGGAGACACAUUCUCUGUUUAUGAGACAAUCGAUAAAUGUAAUGAUCUUAUUCGUAGCAAAGAUGAUUCUCCAAGUUACCUUCCCACCAAACUUGCUGCUGUUGUGUGUUUGGGUUCCUUGUACAAGAAGUUGGGUAGAAUACUAGGUAACACCUUUGCUGAUACAGUGGGGAAUAUUCUUAAGGCUAUGAAGAGUGCAGAGUCUCAAGGUCGAUAUGAAAUUAUGCUAAGUCUGCAAAAUAUCUUGAAUGGGCUAGGAGCUGCUGCUACACCUUGCCAUAGAGAUGUUUACAAGGCUGCUAGAUCCUGCCUCACAGAUAGAUCAAUGGCAGUUCGAUGUGCUGCUGCAAAGUGUCUUCUUGAACUUCAGAAUGAAGCCAUCUUCAUGUGGAGCACAGACCUGGACAGUGUGACUACACUAUGUUUUAAGUCUUUUGAAGGUUCUAAUUACGAUGUACGGAUUGCAGUUUCAAAACUGUUGGGCACAAUCUUAGCUAAAGCUAUCAUUUCUAAACCUCCAGGCUCAGCAGCCUCCCGUCAAAGUAUCCGCAGAAUAUCUCUGGAAGAAGUUCUGGAAUUACUAGGAACAGGAUUUCUACGUGGCAGUUCAGGAUUUCUUCGAGCCAGUGGUGAUAUGCUGAAAGGAACCAGUUCUGUCAGCAGAGAUGUUCGAGUUGGAGUUACUCAGGCAUAUGUGGUAUUUAUCUCAACAUUAGGAGGAGUGUGGCUAGAGAAAAAUUUUGCUGUCUUUCUUUCUCACCUCCUGAGCCUUGUGUCACAGUUACAUCCGAAAGCCACCCAAACACAGGUUGAUGCCGUCUGCUGUCGACGAUGUGUUUCCUUUAUUCUUCGAGCUACUAUAGGAGGCCUUCUUGGAGAAAAGGCUCAAAUUGCUGCUGCAAAGGAGAUCUGCCAGGCUAUAUGGAAGCUAAAAAAAGUUGCAGAUGCUGUAUUAAGUGAUGGUAAUUUGGAAACCCGGCUCAGUUCCACAGAUGUAGCUGCCAACCAGCAUAUGCUGGUAUGUGCUUUACAAGAACUUGGAAACCUCAUAUACAAUCUUGGUACCACAGCCGCACCUUUGUUUCAGGAUUCUUGCACAGGCCUUCUUGACAGUGUCAUUUCAGUAAUUCCUCACCCUAGCAAUUGUGUUCGACUAGCAGCAGCUUGGUGUUUGCACUGCAUUGCUGUGGCAUUACCUUCAUACCUGACACCUCUAUUAGAUCGUUGCCUUGAAAGACUUACUGUCCUUAAGUCUUCACCUGAAGCAGUGACUGGCUUUAGUUUUGCUGUGGCGGCUUUGCUGGGAGCAGUGAAACAUUGUCCUUUAGGAAUUCCUCAUGGAAAGGGCAAGAUUAUUAUGACAUUGGCAGAGGAUUUGCUAUGUUCUGCUGCUCAAAAUAGUCGCCUGUCAGCUCAACGCACACAAGCUGGAUGGUUGUUGAUUGCUGCUCUGAUGACAUUAGGUCCUGCGGUUGUCACUCACCACCUUGCUCGAGUUCUACUGUUGUGGAAGUGUGUCUUUCCAGCAUCUCCUAAAGAUCUAGAAACAGAAAGGAACCGAGGAGAUUCGUUUACGUGGCAAGUGACCCUGGAAGGACGAGCUGGUGCUCUCUCUGCUAUCAAGAGUUUUGUUUCCCACUGUGGUGAUCUCCUCACUGGGGAAGUAAUUCAGCAUCUCCUUCUACCACUUCCUUGUGCUGUGGAUUUGCUAACUCAGCUUUCUUCAAUACUAAAAACAUAUGGAAGUCCAUUGAAAACACCAUCAAUAGUUUAUAGACAAAGACUUUAUGAACUACUGAUUUUAUUACCUCCUGAAACCUAUCAAGGAAACUUCUGUACUAUCCUCAAAGAGCUGACUGCUGACCUAACUGCCCCUGAUAUCCAGGUGGCCGCCUCUUCCUGUUUACUUCCACCCCUUUGUCAUCAGGAUGAUCUUUUGAUAUUAAGUCCUUUGCUACAAGAGACUGACCAUAAAUUCAUUGAAGAACAGCUCCUGCUUGGUAAUGGUGUUGCUUGUGGAAGUCUUGAAUAUGACCCUUAUUCGAUUUAUGAGGAUAUAGAAGGAGAUUCUGUGCCUAAACCCCUACCUCCAACACUGUCAGUUAUUAGUUCUGCAUCCAAGCUCUUUGGGGUUGUCUGUGCUCAUGUGGAAGAUGCUCAGAGGCUUCUUAUAUUGGAACAGCUUUUGAACAGUAUAAAGCACACAAAAGGAGUUCGUCAGCAAGUAGUUCAGCUGCAUGUUGUUUCUUCUAUUUCUAAUUUCUUGAAGUACCUGGCUGGCUCCAAGGGAAGUUUAAGUCCAGAAGAAAUAAGAAGAGUUGUCCUAACAUUAGUAAUGGGAGCCCUAGAAAGUACCAACCCCCUUUUGAGAUGUACAGCCGCAGAAGCCUGGGCUAGAUUAGCCCAAGUGGUUGAUGAUGGAGUUUUUACUGCCGGGUUAGCUCAAGUUAGCUUUGAAAAAUUGAAGUCAGCAAGGGAUGUGGUUACCAGAACAGGAUAUUCACUAGCCUUGGGAUCCUUGUAUAGGUAUUUAGGAGGAAUAAGUUCUUCUCAACAUUUGAAUUCUUGCAUUGGAAUCCUCUAUACUUUGUCUCAGGACAGCACCUCUCCUGAUGUGCAGACCUGGGCACUACAUUCUCUGUCAUUAAUCAUUGACUCUGCGGGUGCACUCUACUAUGUGCAUGUAGAACCCACCCUUUCGCUCAUUAUCCUGUUGUUGUUAAAUGUGCCUCCAACUCAUGCUGAAGUCCACCAAAGUCUAGGUCGCUGCUUGAAUGCCCUCAUUACCAUGUUAGGUCCAGAGCUACAAGGUAACAAUACUUCAGUUUCAAUGUUAAGGACUUCUUGUCUGUUGGGUUGUGCAGUGAUGCAGGAUAACCCAGGCUGUCUUGUUCAGGCUCAGGCCAUCUCUUGCCUUCAGCAGCUGCACAUGUUUGCUCCACGACAUGUCAACUUGUCUAGCCUGGUUAACAGCCUCUGUGUGAAUCUUUGUAGUCCCUACUUGUUACUAAGAAGAGCCGUUCUGGCUUGUUUGCGUCAACUUGUACAAAGAGAAGCAGCUGAAGUUUCAGAACAUGCUGUUGUGCUUGCUAAGGAUAGCAGAGAAGAGUUGACUCCAGAUGCUAACAUCAAAGAAAUGGGCCUUGAAGGGGCAUUAUUGACUUUACUAGACAAAGAGACAGAUCAGAGAUUAUGUCAAGAUAUCAAAGAGACUUUAAAUCACAUGCUUACAUCCAUGGCAGUGGAAAAACUCUCCUUUUGGCUAAAGCUUUGUAAAGAUGUACUUGCUGCAUCUGCAGAUUUUACAGGAGUAACUUGUGUGGAUGCAGUGCAAGAGGAAGAAGGAGACAGAGGUGAUGAUGCGUCAGUCCUGACCACCAGAAGCAAUGAAAAAUCACACCCUUUUACAAAUCCCCGAUGGGCCACUCGGGUCUUUGCUGCUGAAUGUGUCUGUAGGAUAAUUAAGCAGUGUGAGAAUGCAAACAGAGCACAUUUUGACAUUGCCCUAGCACAAGAAAUGAAAAAGAGAGACUCAAGAAAUGACUUUUUGGUGCUUCAUCUUGCUGACCUAAUUCGAAUGGCUUUUAUGGCUGCCACAGAUCACAGUGACCAGCUCCGUCUUUCUGGCCUUGAAACACUAUUAGUUGUUAUUCGACAGUUUGCAGCUAUUCCAGAACCAGAGUUUCCGGGUCAUGUGAUUCUAGAACAGUAUCAAGCCAAUGUAGGAGCAGCACUUAGACCAGCCUUCACUUCAGAUACACCACCUGACGUCACUGCCAAAGCAUGUCAGGUUUGCAGUGCCUGGAUAGCAAGUGGAGUUGUAAGUGAUCUUAAUGAUCUCCGAAGAGUUCAUCAGUUGCUUGUUUCAUCAUUAACAAAAAUACAGGCUGGAAAAGAAGCUUUAAGUCACUUAUAUAAUGAAAGUGCUUCUACCAUGGAGAUCUUAGCUGUGCUGAAAGCCUGGGCAGAGGUAUACAUAAUUGCUGUUCAAAGACAUAAAAACCACAAACAAAUUUCAAAGCCUACCACCUGUUUAGAAGGACUUCUUGAGUUAGUCUAUACAGACCUUGGCACACUAAGCAAACUCUGGCUUGCUGCACUUCAGGAUUUUGCUCUCUUAACUUUGCCUUCAGAAUUUGCCUCCCAACUUCCUGAUGAAGGUGGUGCUUUCUACACGGCAGAGACUAGCGAAAAUGCAAAAUUGCAUUAUCACAACUCCUGGGCACUCAUCCUCCAUGCUGCAGCUUUGUGGCUGACAGGCACAGGUUUUGCUGUUGCUGAGCCAGAUGAAGGCACAGCUAAUCUCUCCAGGCCUGUAACACCAACUUCCAUGUGCCAAGACUCAUCAUCCAAGGCUACAGUGAAGUCCCCUGAGGAUGUCUACACUGAUAGGUUCCAUCUAAUUUUAGGCAUCAGUGUGGAAUUUCUGUGUUCAUUACGCUCGGAUGCAACCAUGGAAAGCAUUACUGCUUGUUUACAUGCAUUGCAGGCCCUUCUGGAUGUUCCUUGGCCAAGAUCUAAGAUUGGCAGUGAUCAGGACUUGGGUAUUGAGUUGCUGAAUGUUCUACACCGCGUAAUUUUGACCAGAGAAUCCCCUUCUAUUCAACUGGCUUCACUUGAAGUGGUAAGGCAGAUUAUCUGUGCAGCUCAAGAACAUGUGAAAGAAAAAAGACGAAGUGCAGAAGUUGAUGAUGGUGCUGCUGAAAAGGAAACCCUGCCAGAAUUUGGAGAGGGCAAGGACACGGGAGGACUUGUGCCUGGAAAGUCUUUGGUCUUUGCAACGCUAGAACUAUGUGUGUGCAUUCUAGUUAGACAACUCCCAGAACUUAAUCCUGAAUUGACAGGUAGCUCAGGAGUCAAAGUUACAAAGCCACAGUUGCUGUCAGAAGAUGGAAGUAGAUUAGUUUCAGCUGCAUUGGUUAUCCUUUCGGAACUUCCUACAGUGUGCUCUCCUGAAGGAAGCAUCUCAGUUCUCCCUACUAUAUUAUACCUCACAAUUGGAGUACUCAGAGAAACUGCUGUGAAGUUGCCAGGGGGCCAAUUAUCUUCUACAGUUGCAGCUUCCCUACAGGCUCUGAAAGGAAUAUUAUCUUCCCCUAUGGCCAGAGCAGAAAAGAGCCAUACUGCAUGGACUGACCUCCUCCGGAGUGCUCUAACAACAAUUCUUGACUGCUGGGAUCCAGUUGAUGGAGCACAUCAAGAACUUGAUGAAGUCAGUCUGCUUACUGCUAUCACAGUGUUUAUUUUGUCUACCACUCCAGAAGUAACUACCAUCCCAUGCCUUCAGAAACGUUGUAUUGAGAAAUUUAAAGCUACCCUUGAGACAAAAGAUCCUAUGGUACAAAUCAAGACAUAUCAGCUCCUACAUUCCAUUUUUCAGUAUCCAAAUCCAACUGUUUCCUACCCAUACAUUUAUUCUUUAGCAUCUUCUGUCGUGGAAAAACUUCAGGAAAUAGACAAGAGAAAACCUGAAGACACUACUGAGCUUCAGAUCUUUCAAGAAGGCAUAAAGGUCCUGGAAACAUUGGUUACUGUUGCUGAAGAACAAUAUCGCUCUCAGCUGGUGGCCUGUCUUCUGCCCAUCCUCAUCUCCUUCCUUUUGGAUGAGAAUGCUCUCGGAUCCGCAACUUCAGCAAUGAGAAAUUUACAUGACUUCGCUUUGCAAAAUCUUAUGCAGAUUGGGCCUCAGUAUUCAUCAGUUUUUAAAAAUGUAAUGACUUCUACUCCAUCCCUGAAAGCCCGCCUUGAGGCUGCCAUAAAGGGUAAUCAUGAGAGUGUCAAAGUCAAGUUACCAUCUUCUAAACAUACUGUAAACCCUGGAAAGAAUUCCAGCAUCCAAUUAAAAACCAAUUUCCUCUGAUUUUUUUUUUAGUAAUCACCUUAUAUUAAUAUUUAAUCGUUUCUUUUUCUUUGAGGACAAAUAUGAAAUUAUUGAUUCAAGUGCACUUGAAGGGCUACUUGAUUAUUUUAACUUUAAGAGCUGUGACUUUACAAGCUGAUAGCAAACACUAUUUUUUGUAAGCUUUUUUUUUCCAUUUAAUAAGACCAUAGAACUGUCAGGAUACUUGCCAGGAAUUUCAAGAGAGUACCAGAAACAAAAUUUACCAAGCCAUCCACUGCUUUAAAAGUGAAAUAGAUUUCUUCUAACAACUCAUGUAUACACACAGUAUACUUUACUCUGUGAGAGAUAUAAAUUUCAAUCUAGUAUAAAUUACCUGCACUUAUUUUGUAUCCUUGUUGCUAAUUUAAAACUCUGCCUUGUUCAGUAAUAGCAUUAAACUUGCUUGGAUUUCUUAAGCAAGAUAACUGAUUGGGAAGCUAUUGAGAAAACCUGGUCUAGAAAUACCCAAUAUGUAGUGGUACAAAUUAAUUUCAACCCUACUUAAGAUUUGGUGUCUACAUCAUAACUUUUCACCAUCUUUUGAGUUACCAUAUAUUGUGUUCACAAAAUGAAAGUUUUACUUACUUUAAAUAGAAGAGAACAUCUCUAGUUCAAUGUUUUUCAAGGGGAUUUUCUGUUAUCUCUGUUUCUAACAGUUUUGUUCAUUUUCAGUUGUGGCAAUUGUUUACCUAUAGGUUAAUAAGGAUGCCAAAUUUAGUACAAUAAAUUUAGAUCAUCAACGAAUACAAAUACUUUUUCAACAUAAAACAUUUUACUCUAUAAAACUUCUAAUGGAAAAGUCAUACUAGUUGAAUGGUAUUUUUAGCUCUUCAAUAUCUUUAACUCUACUUUCAUUUCAGUAUUAUACUCUGAAUUAAACACUAUGUCAAAUAAGAGUUUUUCCCUGUUAAAAAUGACAAAAUUUAGUCAGGCACAUUGGCUCACGCCUAUAAUCCUAGCUACUUAGGAACCUGAGAUCUG